Molecule: messenger RNA, 201 nt
Organism: Blepharisma stoltei
Lineage: Eukaryota; Ciliophora; Heterotrichea; Heterotrichida; Blepharismidae
Source: the annotation of a GenBank genome assembly
AUGCAUUUGGCUUGUCAAAAACAUUUGGCAACAUCAAAACUCAGUGGUAAUGACAGAAAAGAUCCUAAUCUGCCAUUACCACUGAGUUUUGGUGUUUCCAAAUUUUUUUGGCAAGCCAAAUGCAUCAUCGCAAAAGAACAAUUUUUUUUAUUGCAUUUGGCUUGCCCAAAAAAAUUUGGAAACACCAAAACUCAGUGGUAA